Lampris incognitus (smalleye Pacific opah) is the source of this 5629-nucleotide messenger RNA. It is a transcript of the gene snrkb, whose product is annotated as SNF related kinase b. Gene Ontology annotation, molecular function: protein serine/threonine kinase activity; ATP binding; tau-protein kinase activity. Gene Ontology annotation, biological process: intracellular signal transduction; protein phosphorylation; microtubule cytoskeleton organization. The transcript is spliced from 5 exons. Lineage: Eukaryota; Metazoa; Chordata; Actinopteri; Lampriformes; Lampridae. Bases 434 to 2377 code for a protein of 647 amino acids. The record is from RefSeq and is a predicted model, not a curated record. Gene Ontology annotation, cellular component: cytoplasm.
GAGCGGGAAUGCAUUGACGUCAGAAGGAAGCCAGGCGCGCUUAACCCGUGCGUCUCUGCGGACACGUCUGAGCGCCGCGCAGCGAGUCCGAGGACAGUUAUGACUAGUCUGCACGCGUGGAAUGGAGCUGUAAAACCGUGCUGUUUUUCUUUUUGUUUUUCCUUUUUUUUUGAGUGUGUGUCAUCGGACAAGUGUGAGGCAUUACAGUGGUUGGACAACUGAGUGAAACGCUCGCAGCUAAACCACAUCUGUACGACAAUGGCUACUCAGCAGCCAUAAAGAACUCUGCUAGUUCCUCUUCCCUUGAUACCUGCACAACCCACCCUUUCCCCUUCCUCCUUCGCUCCGUCCUCUUAGGAGUGGGCUCCUGAUCCUGUCCAAGCUACACUUUAUCCUCUGACUACUUCUUAAACCACCACUAUCCAUCCUAACCAUGGACUCCUCCGGGGGCUUCAAAUCAACCCGGGACAGUCUACAUCUUCUGGACCACAGCAGUGGCUCCAGUCAUGCUGAUCUCAGCGGAUUGUACCACCUUGGUCGUACGUUGGGAAGGGGCCACUUUGCGGUAGUCAAACUGGCCCGUCACAUCAUCACUGGGCAACUGGUUGCUAUCAAGAUUAUUGACAAGACAAAACUGGAUGUCCUGGCAACAAGCCACCUCCUACAGGAAGUAAGGUGCAUGAAGCUGGUGCAGCACCCCAACGUGGUCCAUCUUUAUGAGGUCAUCAACACACCGACCACUCUCUACUUGGUCAUGGAGCUGGCUGAGGGGGGUGACCUCUAUGACUACAUCCUCCGCCAUGAGGGGGGAGUGGCUGAGCACACCGCCAAGCGACAUUUUGCUCAGAUCGUGCGUGCCGUGGCAUACUGCCACCGGCUCCAUGUGGUGCACCGCGACCUGAAGCCUGAGAAUGUGGUGUUCUUCCCUCAGCAGGGCGCGGUAAAGCUGACAGACUUUGGGUUCAGCAACCUUUUCCAGCCGGGGUCAAUGUUGGCUACCAGUUGUGGGUCACUGGCAUACUCUGCUCCAGAGAUCUUGCUGGGAGAAGAGUAUGAUGCGCCUGCUGUAGAUAUCUGGUCUCUGGGUGUGAUCCUGUACAUGUUGGUGUGUGGAGUUCCUCCCUUUCAGGAAACCAACGACAGUGAAACGCUCGUCAUGAUCCUGGACUGCCGCUACUCGGUUCCUGAGCACGUGUCGGACGGCUGCAGAGACCUGAUCUCCAGGAUGCUUCAGAAGGAUCCCUCCCAUCGUGCGUCACUUGAAGAGAUUGAUGCUCACAAUUGGCUACAGGGGUUGGACAACCCCUUACUCAGCCCCGAGGCUCCGCCCAACUGGCUUUCAGGGGCCCUGUCUCCUUGCUCCACCCGCCCGGGAAGACCGGAGUGUGGGGACCUGCUUGCCGCCAAGCCCCUGCCUCAUCAAGUCUUCCCCGGACCCAGACAGCCCUGUUUCAGUCUCCAUCCCCCUCCCGCAGAUGAACCCCCCACCACCAAGACCCUCGUAGCACUUCAGCAUAUCUGUGAGGAAGAGGAGGAUGAUGAUGAUGAAGAGGAGGAAGAGGAGGGGGAGGGGGUGGAUGAACAAAGCAGUCCAACAAAAGGAAGUGAGGAAGACUUAACGUCGAGGCCUUUAUUAUUAAAAGAGUGGUGUCGUCACUUGUCGGGCCCAGGGGGAAGAGACAUCUUUGUGGCGUUGCAGGGUGAACCAGAGGGUCAAGACGGAGAAGAGGGAAAUGCAGGGAAAGAAGGGCUACAGAUGGAAAGCUGUGGAGAUGAGGUGGAGAUGGAGGAGGAGGAAAUGAUUGGCACAGCAGAAACAGAGAUGGAGUUGGAGAGAGAAGAGAAUGGGCGCCUGCUUUCGGACCAACUAGUCAGGGGUGGGGAUGAGCGUGUUUGUGAAAUGUCUGAAAUCCCUCCACCAUCUCAGCCUGCUUUUAUGAACGUCCAGUGUUGUCAGGGCCAAGCAAACGCACUGAGCUCAAACGUGGCAAAGGAUGGCGAGGCAGAACCCAACAACAAUGUCAAUAAACCAUCCUCUGACUCCCCCCUCCCCCCUGUUUCCUCCAGUCCUCCACUGACCGCCAGACACAACCUGACUGGGUUGGAGGCACAAAGAACAGAAAGAGAGGGACGAGCAGGGGAAAGAAGGGGUGAAGGAGAGACAGACAGAUCCCAGUCCAGAAAUGCAUCUGGGUCUCGGGAGGCGGGGCCUGAUGCUGCUGCUAAGGUUGAGCCAGGGAAGGGUCGCAGUGUAAAGCUGAGAGAGAGACUAUUUCAAUUCCCCCUGUGUGAGAAAGCCCUCUCCUUCAACCUACCGACUCACAAUAAGACCAAGAUCCUGCCCUUGACUCAGUACAACUGCUGCCAUGUGUUAUAGACCAUCCUGACCAUCCGGGCCAGGAGACCAUCUGCAAUGUGCUGCUGCACUCCACCGUUGUCUAUGGACUCAGUUGUGACACACUGGCUACACAGUGACCUGGAGAACAAAGGUUAUUUCCCAACGAGGCUGAGGGAAACCUUGUGAAGUGAGCGAUCCACAGAGCAAAGCGCCCUGUGCUGCCUUCCUGCCCCCUUCUGCCCCUUCCGGCCCCUUCCUGUCCCGGGCUGCAAACAAACACAGCACAUACCCUAUAUGUACAGUGGUACUUGAGGUAUCACAGAAACAGGAAGACAGAAACAUACUUAAGCACAUCUACACAAACACACACACACACACACACACACACACACACACACUUGUAUUUAUUUACUGAGUGUUGAGUUUAACUAGAACCCAGUAGCCAAAAGUACUAUAGAAGAACCUCAUCCAUUUGCUGCUUUGUACAGGGGCAACUACAGUUAUGCUAGCUUGUGCAGCUACUACCUGAUGUAUCCAUACUGACUACAUGUGGACAACAGUAGACCUUCUGGAGAAGCGGGAAAAGAUAAAGAUAUGAGAUGUUUUUAAACAUAUGUGCUAUCAAAAGGACAACAUGUUGACUACAUAGGGGCAUCAUGCCUCAGGAGGUAGAGUGGGUGGUCUAGUAAUCAGGAGGUUGCUGGUUCGAUCCCCGGCUCCUCCAGAGAGCAGGUGGAAGUGUCCAUGAGCAAGACACUGAACAUCAACCUGCUCCUCAUGAUGAGCAGGUUGGCAUCUUGCAUGGCAGCCUCCACUGUCAGUGUAUAACUGUGUGCAUGAAUGUGUGUGUGAAUGGGUGUGGAAGUGUGUGUGAAUGUGGGGCAUCCACUGUAAAACACUCUGAGUUGUCGGUAGACUAGAAAAGCGCUUUAUAAAUACAUUUAUCAUUUACAUCUGUUUUACUAAUAGAAUCUCAAGUGUUUUUCAUUUGAGAAAAGGGUGCCUACUCCAAUAGCAUGGGUGUAUGUGAUAGUCAUGUCACAGCAGAACUUUUGUCUCACUCAUAAGCUCAAAAUAACUUCACAAGUCAAACAUUCUAGAAGCAGAGCUCUGUACAAGCCACACUUUUGUAUUCUACAAGUUAGAGUCAAGCAUCAAACAUCUAAACUCUGUGAAUAACUGAACCAGCUUUUGCUACAAGGUAGCUGUCCUCUCCUUUUCCAUUUUGCACAACCUGCCUCUCAUAUUGAUGAACAUUAACUAUUGAUUCUGCUUCCGGUGUGGGAAGAUGGUGGCGCAAAUUCACGUUUGCAGCGGCCUCACGCAGUACCAUCCAUGCAGUGUCUUUGUCCACGUCUGCGUCUAAGUUUGUCUUCGUUUGAUGGCUGGGAGAGCUGGUGCUGGAUCGGCGAGGAGAGCUUGGGCUACAGUGUCCUGUGGGCCCAGGGACCACGGCCCUGCCUGGAGCUGUGCCCGAAGAGGUAACACCAAGGGCGGUCUGACAGGACGUGGAAGUGGGGCAGGCUAAACUAACCGCUAGCCCACGCAGACCGGCAGUUCCGAUAACACCGAGGGUGGUCUGGCAACGGCCUCACCUCGCCUUGACUGUAUUUUUAGUGGAGUGCGGGGAGGUGUGUCAAAGGUGUCUGUCUGGGAGAGCUGGCGUUGGAUUGGCUGAGGGAGCCUGGUCUGCUGCGUCCUGUGGGCCCAAGGACCACGGCCCUGACCGGAGCUGCGCCCGAAGACGAAACACAGAGGGCGGUCUGACAGGACGUGUAAACGGAGCAGGCUAAGCUAACUGCUAGCCCAUGCAGACUGGCAGUUCUGACAGUCAUCCUGGCUGGCGUUCAUUCUCCUGGACAGUGAUUUUUGUUUUUUUGUUUUUGUUUUUUUUUAGUUUAGAUAUGGUAUGUGUUAGUUUGCAUAUGUGUUCUUGUAGUUCUAGUAGUUUUUGGAUGUGUUUUGUCUUUGUGUUGCACUGCUGAGGGAAACAAUGUUUUUCAUUUCAUUUCAUGUGUGCAAGUGCAUGAAAUGAAACGAUAAAUAACGUGUUUCUGAUUUCUGAUCGUUAGUGGUUAGAAACUCUUAUUUCAAAUAAAGUAGACUGCUUUGAUACAUAUGAUGACAUAUGAUAUGAUAAGAUAUAUCAUUUAUGCCCUAAGACUGAGGAGCAAUAAAUAGAGGAUUAUCAUAUGAUUAUUUUUGUCUUAGUUCUUCAAUCUUAUUAUUCUUUAAGUCUUAUUCUUAAGUCCUUGAUUGUUCUUGUAUUGCAUAAUACUGACCAUUGACAGGGAUGCAGGUCUUCCAUGCUAUCUAUUCAAAUGUAUUCUUAUAAAUACUAUUAAACCUUUCAAUGACAUUAGACUAUUUUAUUUUGCACAUGUAGAGAUAGAAAAAUAAGAUUAUGUCUGAUUUUUGUUUAGACAUGGUGACAAAAAUAUUUGUUUUUCAAGUGUUUCUUUACUCCCUAACGUGUUCAGCACUGUGCAUGGUAUUACUGUUUUUUAUCACAAUACACCUCCAUGUGUCUUGGCGUUCACCACACGUUGUUUUUGUAUCACUGUAUAACUUGUAUCACUGUACUAUGGUGCUUGAUACAGUCAUGUAUAAUCCACUAAGGGCAAAAUGAACAUAAAACCACUAGAUGUUAUCCUUUAUACCAGCGCUGAUCCAGGAUUGGUGGAAGGUCAUAAGCUACUGUUGUCUUAUUGGGUGGACGUGUGAGGCAUAGCUCUCAUUAUUGUGAUUAUAUUUUACCAUGUAAUGCCUCCAUGUGUUUCUAUAUUUUACAGUUUUGUUUUCUUGCAAACUCCAUAUUUCCAUCUUUUUAAAUACGUAUGAGAAGUGUACCAUAAACAGAACAGUAAAUGAAGGCCAAAGCAUGUAAAACAGCUAUGUUGACUGCUGGUAGUCCAGUAAUAGUCCAGUAAUAGUAGUAGUCCAGUGAACAGCUGGCUCCUGCAGCAGUGCAGUCUGGGAGUGAUCCAAACAGGUACCAAAUGUUUUUAAUCCUUUUGGACUCAUGACCUGCACUUCCUCUGGCUGCACCAGCAGGGAAAAUCAUGUGAAAUCAGAUCAUUGCCCUUGUUCAGCCAGCCGCAGAAGCAGAAAAUCUCUAAAAUGGAGCUUGUUACGGGGAUAAAAUCACAUUACUUGUCCCAGUGAAUGUGUCUUCCUAUACAGCGUGUCUGUCAUGUAUCUACUGACCUGCAUCAAACCAGGACCAUGUCUCUAUGGGGAGAUCUACUUAUUUUUCUGUCUUUAUUUAUUAAAAUGGAUUAAAUCAACAAG